AUGUCUCCAGACUCUAAUUCAUCUUUGAGGGAGAGGCAGAUUGCUGCAAUCGAGAAACUACUCGUGUUGAAUGCUGCUAAUGCAUCGACUGACCUGACGUCAGGCCUUGACGAUCAAGAACUCGUUUGGAAGGCUUUGGUGCUUGAUGCCAAGAGUACAGCGAUCAUUUCCUCUGUUAUGCGUGUCAACGACCUUUUGAGGUCAGGCAUCACGGUCCAUUAUUCAAUUACGCAGAACAGAGCUCCACUACCGGAUGUUCCGGCGAUAUAUUUUGUUCAACCAAAAAAGGAGAACAUCGACUUGAUUGUGAUGGACCUCAAAGGGGACAAGUAUGCUGAUUUCUACAUCAAUUUCACUUCUUCACUACCAAGAGACAUGCUAGAGUACCUAGCCAGUGAGGUUGCUUCACUUGGGAAGGCAAGCAGAAUUAAACAGGUUUAUGACCAGUAUUUGGACUUCAUUGUGACCGAACCGGAACUUUUCUCUCUUGAGCUUCCUGAAACAUAUCUGAAGAUCAACAGUCCAGUCUCCAGCGAGGAUACAAUCACCCAGCUGUGUGACACAAUUGCUGAUGGACUUUAUAAUGUUAUCCUCACUCUUGAUUCUGUUCCAAUAAUUAGAGCGCCCAGGGACGGCCCAGCAGAAAUGGUGGCCCAGAAGUUGGAUAGCAAGUUACGGGACUAUGUUAUCAAUACAAGAUCGAACACAAAUUCAUCUACGAACACAAACUUGGAGCGGUUCGUGUUGGUUAUAUUGGACAGGAACAUUGACCUACCUUCAAUGUUUGCGCAUUCGUGGAUCUACCAAUGUUUAGUAUUUGACGUAUUCAAUCUCUCCAGAAAUACGAUUUCAGUACCGAAUACUGAUGAAAAGGGACAACCCACAUAUAAGAAGAUGGAUAUUGAGCCUAAAGACUUCUUUUGGACGACAAAUGCGCACUUGCCGUUCCCAGACGCAGUGGAGAAUGUCGAAAAUGCAUUGGCAGACUAUAAGGCCGAGGCGGAAGCGAUAACCAGGAAGACAGGCGUUGACAAUAUAGGCGAUUUAGAUCCUAACUCUCAAAAUGAUACUUUGCAAAUUCAGGAGGCAGUGAACAAGUUGCCGGAACUGACUGCUAGGAAGAAUAUCAUUGAUACACAUAUGAAUGUUCUGGCUGCGUUGUUGAAAGAGCUAGAAAAUAAAGGGUUGGAUUCGUUCUUUGAAAUGGAGCAACAAAGUGACUCUGCUAAGGUGAGGCAAGCAUUCAUGGACGUUUUGAAAGAUGGCAAGACCAAUAACCUCAAGGACAAGUUAAGGACAUACAUAAUCAUCUAUUUGACUAGUUCGGAGAAGCUUCCCGAUCAAUUCGUCCAACAUGUUGAGAGUUACUUCAAAGAUAAUAAUUUCGAAACGCCAGCGUUGAAGUACAUCUAUAAGUUGAAGGAGCUUGCAAACAUAUCUAGCAUGCCAUUGCGUAGCGAACCUGCUAUUCAUGACUCAAAGGUUCAAGUGGGCGCUGGAAAUUCUUCACAGCUAUUAUCCGGCCUAUCGAAUAAGUUGCUAGGCCUUACAGAAGGGAAGAUACAAGGUGGUGUAGGAUCGCUUAUCUCAGGCAUGAAGAAGUUUUUACCUGAAAAAAAGGCGAUUCCUGUUACAAACGCAUUGGCGUCUGUUAUGGAUCCCUUGAAUAGCUCACAGAGCAGUUUGGAGGCGACAGAUGAUUAUCUGUAUUUUGAUCCACGGGUAAUGAGGGGGGCUCAUUCCCAGAAGCCAAAAAGACAGUCUUAUAACAAGGCGUUGGUUUUUGUUGUUGGCGGUGGCAAUUACAUGGAGUACCAGAAUUUACAGGAAUGGGCACAUCAACAGGGUAGUUCCAAAAAGGUCAUCUAUGGUAGUACAGCUAUCAUAACCCCCUCUUCGUUUUUGGAGGAACUCUCCAAACUCGGCUGA
Messenger RNA from Eremothecium gossypii ATCC 10895, 1929 nucleotides. It is a transcript of the gene SLY1, whose product is annotated as syntaxin-binding protein. Bases 1 to 1929 code for a protein of 642 amino acids. The record is from RefSeq and is marked provisional. The transcript has 2 exons. NCBI's taxonomy places the organism in Eukaryota, Fungi, Ascomycota, Saccharomycetes, Saccharomycetales, Saccharomycetaceae. Gene Ontology annotation, cellular component: Golgi membrane; cytosol. Gene Ontology annotation, molecular function: syntaxin binding. Gene Ontology annotation, biological process: endoplasmic reticulum to Golgi vesicle-mediated transport; intracellular protein transport.